This is a messenger RNA of Mesocricetus auratus (golden hamster), 843 nucleotides long. Its product is annotated as 28S ribosomal protein S35, mitochondrial-like. Gene Ontology annotation, molecular function: structural constituent of ribosome. Gene Ontology annotation, biological process: mitochondrial translation. The transcript has a single exon. Gene Ontology annotation, cellular component: mitochondrial small ribosomal subunit. Bases 1 to 843 code for a protein of 280 amino acids. NCBI's taxonomy places the organism in Eukaryota, Metazoa, Chordata, Mammalia, Rodentia, Cricetidae. The record is from RefSeq and is a predicted model, not a curated record.
AUGGCGAUCCUGUGCUGGGGCCACGGGGGUGCGGGCCCGAGAAAGGCUCUAUCUCCUAGGACAGAGAAGAUGGAUGUUGACCUAGACUGGCCCAGUGUUUACCCUGUUGCGGCGCCAUUUAAACCCUCUGCUGCUCCAAUGCCUGUUCUAAUGGGGUAUCCAGUAAAGAAGGGCGUGCCCAUGGCAAAGGAGGGGAACCGAAAGCUUUUAAAGAUCCCGAAUUUUCUGCAUUUGACUCCUCUGGGGAUUAAAAGGCACCGUGAAGCUCUAGACGAUUUCUGCCCUGAGUGGACGGCUGCACGAGACUGUGAUGAGGAAUGUGAGAAGCAUUUUCCAACUGAGAUUGACGCCGCUGAUUCUGCGUCAUCAGGACCAUCUAUUCGAAACCCCAAAGCACGAGUGGUAACAUUAAGGGUUAAACUUUCAAGUUUGAAUUUAGACAGCCAUGGAAAGAAGAAACGCAUUAAACUUGCAGGAGAGCGGUUCCGCAAGACCGCUGAUGUCCUCACUGUCACCAGAGACAGAUGCCCUGUGAAGAGGCACAACUAUGACUAUGUGCUGUAUCUCCUCACAGUCCUGUACCACGAGGCGUGGAAAACUGAAGAAUGGGGAGAAAAUGGGACUGAGGAAGACAUGGAGGAGUGUGUGUGGGAAAAUAGCUCCUCGGAGAAAAAUGUUCUCCAGACCCUGCUGCAGAGGAGAGCUGCCGACAGCAGUGUGGCACCGAGCAGGGAGGUUGAAGACUACCAGAAGUGUGUAGUUCGAGUCAAGAAUGAGGGCGAGAACGAGGAGAUCCUCACUCAGUACAAAGAAUCUGUGAAGAGUCUGUUAAAUCUGGAGUGA